Molecule: messenger RNA, 1812 nt
Organism: Sinocyclocheilus grahami
Lineage: Eukaryota; Metazoa; Chordata; Actinopteri; Cypriniformes; Cyprinidae
Product: tubulin beta chain-like
Exons: 4
Coding region: 50-1459 (469 amino acids)
Biological process (GO): microtubule-based process
Cellular component (GO): microtubule
Molecular function (GO): GTP binding; structural constituent of cytoskeleton; GTPase activity
Source: RefSeq, a predicted model, not a curated record
CUCACGGUCAAGGCUAUUACUGCUCUUUCAACGUCCCAAAUCUAUCAUUAUGCGUGAGAUUGUUCAUCUACAGAUCGGACAGUGUGGGAAUCAGAUCGGCUCAAAGUUCUGGGAGGUGAUCAGUGAUGAACAUGGUAUUAACAGAGCAGGAGCGUAUGAGGGCGACAUGGACCUUCAGCUGGAGAGGGUCAAUGUUUACUUCAAUGAAGCGCAUGGGGGCAAAUAUGUUCCAAGAGCAUUGUUAGUGGACCUGGAGCCGGGCACUAUGGACAGCGUGAGGGGCAGUCACAUAGGACAGCUCUUCAGACCGGAUAACUAUAUACACGGCAAUUCUGGAGCUGGCAAUAACUGGGCCAAAGGUCACUACACUGAGGGCGCAGAACUCGUGGAGCAGGUUGUGGAUCGUGUUCGUAAUGAAGCCGAGAGCUGCGACUGCAUGCAGGGCUUCCAGUUCGUCCACUCUCUGGGCGGUGGCACUGGUUCGGGAAUGGGUACCCUGAUUAUCAAUAAGAUCCGAGAAGAUUAUCCUGACCGCAUCAUGAAUAGUUUCAGCAUAAUGCCCUCGCCGAAAGUCUCCGAUACAGUAGUCGAGCCGUAUAACGCGACCCUAUCAAUCCACCAACUGAUUGAGAAUACAGACGAGACGUAUUGUAUUGAUAACGAAGCGCUGUACGAUAUCUGCUUUCGCACUCUUAAGCUCACAACACCAACUUAUGGAGAUCUCAACCACCUUGUAUCCCUCACCAUGAGCGGGGUCACGACCUCCCUUCGCUUCCCAGGUCAACUGAAUGCUGACCUUCGUAAGCUGGCCGUCAAUAUGGUGCCCUUCCCGCGUCUCCAUUUCUUCAUGCCUGGUUUUGCUCCUCUCACUGCUCGCGGUAGCCAACAAUACCGUGCCAUAACGGUGCCCGAGCUCACCCAGCAGAUGUUCGAUGCCCGAAAUAUGAUGACCGCGUGCGACCCCCGUCGAGGACGCUAUCUGACAGUCGCGGGCAUUUUCCGUGGUCGCAUGUCCACUAAAGAGGUCGAUGAGCAGAUGCUCGCCAUUCAACAGAAGAACAGCAAUUACUUUGUAGAUUGGAUCCCUCACAACGUCAAAGUGGCCGUUUGUGACAUCCCACCACGAGGCCUCAAAAUGUCCUCCACCUUCAUCGGAAACAACACCGCCAUCCAGGAGAUAUUCAAGCGCAUAGGAGAGCAGUUCACACUCAUGUUUCGACGCAAGGCCUUCCUGCAUUGGUACACGGGUGAGGGCAUGGAUGAGCUGGAGUUCACCGAGGCCGAGAGCAACAUGAAUGAUUUGGUUUCAGAGUACCAGCAAUAUCAGGAUGCCACCGCCGAAAUGGAUUACGAUGCAGAAGAUGAAGUGACAGAAGAGGAGGGUCUGUCAUCAACAGCACACAGCACUCGAGUGGAGAUGAAGACUGAGGUGGUCACUGAAACUUCUGUUAGUGAAUGACGCAUGGGCUUUAGUGAAUAUGACAAGAGUGGAUCUGAUUGUGUAAAGAGUGAGAACAUUCAGUGACCCCAAAAAGUAUUUAGACACUUAAGAUCCAGUUAAAAUUAAUAUAGGAAUUACAUUGCAUUAGAAAAAAUACUUGGCUUGAAAGGUGUGCUUUUUAAAUGAAACUUUUUUUUUUUUUGUAUUUUUGUAAUUCAAUGCCAAUGUGCCUUAAGUGUUCAAAUACUAUUUGGAGUCACUGUUCAUAGCAAACUGUGAAAUAUUUCUGAUCUCCAGGAUGAUGAAUUACACAAAUUUAAAUAGGAUAUAGAAUCAAAAUUCAAAUAUAAUUUUCUAAUCUUUGCUAUAUA